This is a messenger RNA of Vicia villosa (hairy vetch), 1761 nucleotides long. RefSeq names its product berberine bridge enzyme-like 21. The coding region runs from base 8 to 1633 and encodes 541 amino acids. Gene Ontology annotation, molecular function: FAD binding; oxidoreductase activity. NCBI's taxonomy places the organism in Eukaryota, Viridiplantae, Streptophyta, Magnoliopsida, Fabales, Fabaceae. The record is from RefSeq and is a predicted model, not a curated record. The transcript has a single exon.
CAUUCCAAUGGCAAAACCAAUACUAUUCUCUCUAUCUUUUCUUCUUCUAUCUGUUUUCUUCUAUACAACGUUAGCAGCACGACAACCAUCAUCAGAAUCUUUGUCCACGAAUUUCCUUAACUGCCUCCAACAAAACACCACAGAUCCAUCCAUUCCCAGCAUAGUUUUCCCACAAUCAAACCCUUCAUUUUCCACUGUCCUUCAAAACUACAUUCGUAACUCACGUUUCAACACAUCCUCAACUGCCAAACCAUUAAUCAUUGUUACUCCUAAACAACCUUCACAUAUUCAAUCCACCGUUAUCUGCGCCAAAAAAGCCAACAUUCAAGUCAAAAUCAGAAGCGGUGGACAUGAUUACGAGGGUGUUUCUUAUAUCUCAAGUCAAUCACCCUUUAUCAUCAUUGACAUGUUCAAUCUAAGAACAAUUAACGUUGAUGUCAAAAACGAAACUGCUUAUGUUCAAACAGGUGCUACACUUGGUGAACUUUAUUACGGAAUUUAUAACGCAAGUAAGGUUCAUGGCUUUCCUGCUGGUGUGUGCCCAACCGUUGGUGUUGGUGGUCACGUCAGUGGUGCAGGGUAUGGUGCAAUGUUGAGGAAAUAUGGUUUAACUGUUGAUAAUGUCAUUGAUGCAGAAAUUGUUGAUGCUAAGGGUAUGCUUUUGAAUAGAAAAUCAAUGGGAGAAGAUCUGUUUUGGGCUAUAAGAGGUGGCGGUGGUGCUAGUUUCGGUGUUAUUUUAUCUUAUACUGUUAAAUUAGUAGCGGUUCCUGAAACUGUUACUGUUUUCCGUAUCGAGAAAACUUUGGAUCAAAAUGCUACUGAUAUGGUUGUUCAAUGGCAACAAGUUGCUCCAACUACUGAUAAUAGGACUUUCAUGAGGCUUCUUUUGCAGCCUAUAAGUUCUCCGACUGAGAAAGGAGCAACAACGAUUAGAGCUUCUGUGGUUGCUUUGUUUCUUGGAGGUGCCGACGAAGUGGUGGGAAUUCUAGGUAAAGAAUUUCCAGCUCUAGGAUUGAAAAAAGCAGAUUGUCUUGAAAUGAGUUGGAUUAAUUCUGUUGUGUGGUACAACGACGAGAAGAAAUUCAAAAGCGGUGCAAAGCCGGAGAUUCUUUUGGAUAGGAAUCUUAACGCGGCGAGUUCCGGGAAGAGAAAGUCUGACUAUGUUCAGAAAGCUAUUCCCAAAGAGGGAUUGGAAUUGAUAUGGAAAAAGAUGAUUGAGUUAGGAAAAGUUGGAUUUGUUUUCAACCCUUAUGGUGGAAAAAUGGAUGAGAUUCCGGCCGACGCAACGCCUUUUCCUCACCGUGCUGGGAAUUUGUUCAAACUUCAAUAUUCAAUAACUUGGAAGGAUCCAGCACCUAAUGUUACAUUGGAGAAUUUGAAUCAAGCUAAGAGUCUUUAUAGUUUUAUGGAACCUUAUGUGUCAAAGAAUCCUAGAAGUGCUUUUGUGAGUUAUAGAGACCUUGAUAUUGGGAUUAAUAAUUUUGGUAAGGAUAGUUAUGAAGAAGGUAAAGUUUAUGGUACUAUGUAUUUUAAUAAGAAUUUUGAUAGGUUGGUUAAGGUUAAGACUGCUGUUGAUCCUGAUAAUUUUUUCAGGAAUGAGCAGAGUAUUCCUGUUCUAUCAGCAAAAGUUUAGAUUUUAGAUUCAAUUAGUUGUAAAGCCUAUUGGGUUCUUACAAAUUUUUGUAUAAUGAUUUCUAUGUACAAAACAAAGGCCAACAAUGCCUAUUUAUAUUAUUACUAAAUCAAGUCCAUGAAUCCCUC